Diaporthe citri is the source of this 1002-nucleotide messenger RNA. RefSeq lists its product as uncharacterized. The transcript is spliced from 2 exons. Bases 1 to 1002 code for a protein of 333 amino acids. NCBI's taxonomy places the organism in Eukaryota, Fungi, Ascomycota, Sordariomycetes, Diaporthales, Diaporthaceae. Gene Ontology annotation, molecular function: oxidoreductase activity, acting on NAD(P)H. The record is from RefSeq and is a predicted model, not a curated record.
AUGAAGGAAGCAAUUGUCGAUGUUGGACCGGCGGUCAAGAUAAUAGAAUCGUCAGUCCCAGUGCCAAACGAUGACCAGGUCGUCAUCAAGGUGGCGGUCAGCGGGUCCAACCCAAAGGACUGGAAGGUUCCAGAGUGGAUUGCGGGCAAGGUCAUCAACCAGGGCGACGACAUCGCCGGCAUCGUGCACGAGGUCGGCGCCAAUGUCACCGAGUUCAAGCCCGGCGACCGCGUCAUGGCCUUCCACGAGAUGAUGACCCCGGGCGGUAGCUACGCCGAGUUCGCCCUCGCAUGGGCGCACACCACGGCUCACAUCCCCAAGACCACCACCUUCGAGGAGGCCGCCGCGAUCCCCCUGGCCGCGCUGACGGCCGCCUGCGGGCUGAACACGAAGCUCGGCCUCCCGGCGCCGUGGCAGCCCGCGAGCGAGCCGACCCCGCUGGUCAUCUACGGCGCGGCCUCGGCCGUGGGCAUCUACACGGUGCAGCUCGCGCUGCGGGCCAACAUCCACCCGCUCAUCUGCAUCGCCGGCAAGUCGCAGGACCACGUCAAGUCGUUCCUCGACGCCUCCAAGGGCGACACCGUCGUCGACUACCGGGACGGGGACGACGCCGUGGUCGAGGGCAUCAAGAAGGCCGCCAAGGGCGCGAGGCUCCUGCACGCGUACGACGCCGUCUCCGAGAAGAACAGCUACGUCAACCUCGGCAAGGCGCUCGCGGACGGCGCCAAGAUCACCACCGUGCUGCCGGUGAAGGAGGAGGACGUGCGCGGCGGCGUCUCCGUGAACCGCACCAUGGUUGGCUCGGUCCACCAGGAUGAGAAGGACCUCGGGUUCGUGUACAUGCGGUACUUCUCCAAGGGGCUGCAGGAGGGCUGGUUCAAGCCGCAGCCUCAGGAGAUCGUUCCCGGCGGGCUUGAUGGGAUCCAGAAGGGGCUGGAGAACCUCAAGGCUGGGAAGGCGAACGCGAUUAAGUAUGUCUUCAGGAUCUCUGACGACAAGUGA